Molecule: messenger RNA, 3365 nt
Organism: Dalotia coriaria
Lineage: Eukaryota; Metazoa; Arthropoda; Insecta; Coleoptera; Staphylinidae
Gene: Prp40
Product: pre-mRNA processing factor 40
Biological process (GO): mRNA cis splicing, via spliceosome
Cellular component (GO): U1 snRNP; U2-type prespliceosome
Molecular function (GO): RNA binding; protein binding
Source: RefSeq, a predicted model, not a curated record
UUCUAAUUUUGAACAAAAAAAACAAUAACUAAACUUUAAAUAGAAUAGCGUUCGCACUUCUAAAUUACAAAACAAGUGCACACCGAUUAUAAUUAAUGUAAAAAUUAAUCGUAAACCUUUAGGUAAUCAAAUCAGUUGAAAGAAAGUCAAUAAUUAUUGUUUUAUUUUCUAAAGUUGCUAUUGUUAUCACACGCCGAUUACGUAGGAGUAUGAUGUACAUAUUUAGACACAAGUCGUCACACGUUGAAGCAGAAAACUAAACUCGUACCAUUCUUCGAUUCAACUUGAUGUAAAUAUUAUUUACAAGAUAGAUGUGAGACGAACAGUUUUAACAUGCGUAUUCUAUCUGUCAAGUACAAUAACACUUGCGAGCCACACACUUGCGCAAAAAAAAAACCGUUCAUUAUAAAUGUUGUUAACUUAUCGUAAAACUUGAGGGCGCGUAACACAUGAACAACUUACAAACACAAUCGAUGACACGAGAUGGUUAUUUACAUGUACAUGAUGUAUGUAUAAACUAAUCGGUUAAGCGAGUGGGAGCGGCGCAGGAUGUUCAGUCAGUAAUUUAAAGAAAAUCUUAGAUGAAAAAAAAACAUAAUAACAAAGGAGUAGAUGAAGUUUAAAGUAAAGUAAUCUAGCUAGAUAUUGGCGCAGAGCAUAAAACACAACCAGACACUUAAACAAACAGAAAAUAACGUGAAAUAUGAGAAAAUAUAAUGUUGCGAAUUUAGAUUUGUGUUGCAACAUAUUCAAAUAGCGUCCUGUGAAUACAUCCCCUCCGUUUUUUAGUUUGUUUUCGUUUGUUAGGUUAUGUUGAUGCAAACAUUGCAAGAGUGUGGUACAUUUUCGGUUUAUUUUCGUGAUUAUUUCGUUUGAAAACCAUGCAAAGUUGUUGAUUUUUACCACAAAUCAAGCGAAAAAUGGAUCCGAAUAUACCGGCGCCGAAUUUCGGCGCUCCGCCGAUGGGUACACCUCCAAUGAUGGGUUUCCCGCCGAUGAUGCCUCAGUUUAGUGUCCCGCCGCCGGGUUUCGGCGGUUUUGCAGCCGCACCACCCGCGAAUCCUUCGGAACAAUGGACUGAACACAAAGCACCUGAUGGUCGUACUUAUUAUUACAAUUCUGUGACUAAACAGAGUUCUUGGCAGAAACCAGACCCGCUUAAAUCUGCAUCUGAAUUAUUGUUGUCACAAUGUCCAUGGAAAGAGUACACAGCUGACAAUGGAAAGAUUUAUUAUCAUAAUAUUAAUACAGCAGAGUCCAGAUGGGUUAUUCCUCCGGAAUUGGAGGAAAUCAAGGCUAAGAUUGCUACUGAAGAGGCUAAAACCAAGGAUAAUGUGGAUUCACCCAGUCCUGCUGUUACAAAUACUUCGGAAGUGAAUUCACCAAGUUUAGCAUCUCCCGGGGGUAAAUCUGCUUUGGAGGCAGCAAUGGCCGCCACACUCGCCGCAAUCUCCAUCCCAACUCCCCCGCCGAAGAUAGAUGAAGAUUCCAACAUGUCUUCACACAGCCAGAACGACUCGAAUAACACACGUAAUAACACCCCGGAGCCGAAGAUCUUCAAAGAAAAAGAGGCGAUGGAGGCCUUCAAAGAGAUGCUCAAGGAAAACAACGUGCCAUCGAACGCCACGUGGGAUCAAUGCGUGAAGAUCAUCAGUAAUGAUGCACGAUAUGAAUCCUUCAAGCGUCUUAACGAACGCAAGCAGGUUUUCAACGCUUAUAAAACACAAAAACAAAAAGAUGAAAAAGAAGAAAGUCGGUUGAAGAGUAAAAAGGCGAAGGAGACACUUGAGGAGUUUCUCAUGCAUAGCGAUCGCAUUAAUUCAUCGACGAAAUAUUACAAAUGCGAUGAGAUCUUUGCUGGGUUAGAGGUGUGGGACAGUGUAAACGACGCAGACAGGCGGGAUAUUUAUGAGGAUGUUGUGUUUGCGCUGGCGAAGCGCGAGAAGGAAGAGGCGAAGGUUUUAAAGAAGAGGAAUAUGAAGAAGUUGUCGGAGGUGUUGAAUAAUAUGGCGGAUAUUCAUUAUGAUACGACGUGGAGCGAGGCGCAGGCGAUGCUGUUGGGGAACAGCACGUUUAAGAAUGAUGUUAAUUUACUAGCAAUGGAUAAAGAAGAUGCAUUGAUAGUAUUCGAAGAUCACAUCCGCCUGCUGGAGAAAGACGACGUCGAAGAAAAAGAGCAAGAAAAAAAGCGUCUCAAGCGACAGGCACGUAAAAAUCGCGAUCAGUUCCUCGUCCUCCUCGAUUCCCUCCACGAAGAAGGCAAAUUAACCUCGAUGUCGCUCUGGAUAGAAUUAUAUCCAAUUAUUUCCGCAGACAUUCGUUUCUCUGCCAUGUUAGGACAAACCGGAUCAACGCCUUUGGAUUUAUUCAAGUUCUACGUGGAGGAUCUCAAGGCACGCUUCCAUGACGAGAAGAAAAUCAUCAAAGAAAUCCUCAAGGAUAAAGAAUUCGACGUGAAAGUCGACACGACGUUCGAGCAAUUCGCCACGGUUGUCUGCGAGGAUAAAAAAUCAGCCACAUUGGAUGCGGGUAAUGUAAAACUCACGUAUAAUUCUCUUCUGGAGAAGGCCGAGGUGAAGGAAAAGGAGCGUUUGAAGGAGGAGAAUAAACGCUUUAAAAAGUUAGAGGCUGGGUUGAAGAAUCGACUCAGAGAGUUGAAUUUUAACUAUGAGAUGUCAUGGGAAGAGGCAAGGGAGAAACUGGCGGAUGAAGAGGAGUUUCAGGCGUUUGCGUCGGAUUCGGAGCGGUGUAAGGUGUAUAAAAGCUUCCAGCAUGAGAUGGAGGAGUCGUGCAGUCAUCAUCACUCGCGAUCGAAGAAAAGCAAGAAGAGUAAGAAGAGCAAGAAGUACAAGUCGAGCAGUAAUAGCGAUAGUGAGACUGAAGGUGGAUGUGGCGGUGGUGGUGGUGGGAAGAAGGAGAAGAAGAAACAUCGGAGUGUUUCGCCACCGGUGCCGAUGAGUGAUGACAGCGCCAAUGAAGAAGUGAAGAAGAAGAAGAGUAAGAAGAAGCAUAAGAAAAAGGAUAAUUCGAUGAGUCCAGAGGAAGGAAAGAAAAAAUCAAGUCGAAGGAUAUCCGAGGAUGCUUUGGCUAAGAGUAGUGAGCUUUCUGAAUCGGAGUUGGAGAAGCAAAGGGCGCUUUUACUUGAACAGCUCAAGACUGAAAGUGACUAAAGUGGUUUUCUUAACUUGUUUUUGUAUUAAUUUAAAUCUUGGACUUUUACUUCACUUUAAGUUGAUUUUUUGAAGGAAAUAUGUGAUUAUAUGAUGAAUACAUACUUAAUUAUAUAAUUUACGCAUUAGAUUAUGUUUAUUUACGAAGAAUUAAUGCAUAAUUGUAUAAAUAAAAAGUAAACUUGUAGAAUCUUA